Molecule: messenger RNA, 930 nt
Organism: Effrenium voratum
Lineage: Eukaryota; Dinophyceae; Suessiales; Symbiodiniaceae
Source: the annotation of a GenBank genome assembly
AUGCUCAAGGAGAAGGAGCAGGUACAAAGCCAGCUGAAGACCAAAGACGCCGAGGUGCAACAGCAGGAGAAGAAGUCCAAAGCCGACCAAAACCUCAAGGAGUUGCACAUGAAGAAGAUCGCUGAGCACGAAAAGACCAUUGCAAGCCUGCAGGCAGAACGUACAAAGCUGACGACAGAGGCUGCAAAAACCGUGCCGCAGGCGGAGGUGACAAAGCUGAGAGAGGAGAACCAACAGCUGAAGGCCAAGCUGGAGGAGGGCCAGCAGGCCGUGAGCGAGGAGCGCUCCAAGUCCCAGGAGCUCGUUAAGGCGAAGGGCCAGCUGCUGAGUGACUUGAAGAACAAGGAUGCGGAGUUGAAGAACAGCCAGUCACAGCUCGAGAAGCAGGUCUCGGAGGUGAAAAAGAUGGAAGGCGUGAAGUCGCUGCACUCGAGCAAGAUCGCAGACAACUCCAAGGAGAUUGAAGGUCUCAAAGUAGAAGCCGCAAAGCAGAAAGAGGAGAAUGCCAAGCUGAAGGCAGAGAUUCUUCGGCUCACCGCCCAGGUGGACCACGGGAAAAAGGACGCGCAGUCCUUGCAGGAGAUGAGCAAAAAUCCCUGCAGAAGCACGCAGUCACUUCUCUUCACCUGGCCUUCGAGUAUCAGAGAGCUCUGGAGGUGGUGCUACCCGAGGCAGAGCAGAAGCAGCACUUCGAGAAGCUCCUGCAGGAACUGGAGAAGGAGAAGGGCAACACCAGGCCAAGCGAGGAGCAGGCACCUGCUGAGGCUCCUGCCGACAGAUCUGCAGAGGCUCCUGCCGACAGAUCUGCAGAGGCUCCUGCCGACAGAUCUGCAGAGGCCUCGCAGGCUGCCAAGCGCAAGGCGGAGUCCGCGGGCAUACUCGUCCUCGGCCAGGCCAAGGCAGCGAAGCAAGAAAGUCCGCCACCAGUGA